Cuscuta europaea is the source of this 2019-nucleotide messenger RNA. The record is from the annotation of a GenBank genome assembly. NCBI's taxonomy places the organism in Eukaryota, Viridiplantae, Streptophyta, Magnoliopsida, Solanales, Convolvulaceae.
CUUAGAAUAAAGCUGAUGCAGGGGGGAAGAUUAUAAACCCACAAAAAAUAAAAAAGGUUUAUAUAAAUGAUGAGCCCCGCAAGUAAGAAAGACUACCACUACAUGGUUGAGAGGGACAUAAAUACACUAUUGAUCCUGUGAAAAGCAAACACUGUCAACCCAUGAAAGCUUCAGAAAAGCCUCGUUUGAGUGUGCAAUUAAGGGAAAAGAUGUAAACCAAGUGGUUUGUAGCUGAAAGAGCAAAAAAGCUUAAAAGAGAAGCAAAAGGGUUUUGUUUUUUGUUUGUUUUUUUGCUCCCAUACCAUGCCAAAGUAUAUCUCUUUUGAUUUUCAAAAAAGAAAGAAAAAAGAAAGGUUCUUGAUCAUUCAUAAUUUAAUAAAGAAAUAUGAUAUCUAUAUAUGAUAUGAUGCUGUGGUGGAUUUGGAGGUAGUAGUCUUUAGUGGGUUGUUAGUUGGGAAGCAAUUUCAGUGGCAAAUGAUGGCCGGAGGAAACCCUAAUAACUGGUGGAGCGUGGUGGUCAACGCAAGCAAUAAUAUGGACCCGCCACCGCAGCCGGCGGCGCCUUCUUCUUAUCAGUUCUUACAGUCCUCCUCGCCGCCGUCUCCUGAACCGCAUCAACAUUUCUAUGGAUCUUUCAAUUCUUUGGCUGAAGCCCAAAGCCAAGAUUUUCCACGCCCACUCAGCCAACUCCUCAUGUGUGGAUUGGGUGGCAAUGAAAAUGAAAAGUUUGGUAUGAGUCAUUUUCAGUACAAGAAGGCUGAGGAGAAUUGGGAUGAUGAAAUUGGUUUGAAUAAUAACAAUCAUCCAUCAUCAUCUGCUGCUGCUUCUGUUGAUAAUGUAAUUAAGGAAGAUGAUGAGUUUCAUAGGAUAGGACAGAUGUACGGCCAGGAUCCCAUUCCUCUUGUACUAGAAGAUCAUCAUCGCCAAUAUUUCCAAACAUCUACUGCUUCUGUAGCUUCUUCUAGGAAUCAGCAGCAGCACCAAAGAAGCCCUUAUAGUAAGUCCCUGCAAGACGAAAACAGACCAGAUGCUUCCAAGCAUUCAUACGAGUGUAACAGCACUAGCACUAGCACUAAUAGUGGAGGAGCAUCUAAGAGACCUAGGGUCAGCCAUAAUCAAGCUUCAAGUCAGCAGCCAUCUUUAAAGGUCAGGAAAGAGAAGCUAGGGGAUAGAGUCACAGCUCUUCACCAACUUGUUUCCCCAUUCGGAAAGACCGACACAGCCUCCGUCUUGUCAGAAGCCAUAGGGUAUAUCACAUUCCUGCACUCUCAAAUUCAGGCAUUAAGCUCCCCAUACUUGUGCAAUGCAUCAGGGAGCAUGGGUCACAUUCACCAACAAUCUGAAUCCGUAGAAAAGGGAGGAAAGGAUUUAAGGAGCAAAGGGUUGUGCUUGGUUCCAUUGGAAUGCACUCAACUUGUAAGCGUGGGAAGCUGCGGCAUCAUCGGCGGCGACAUUAAUGGAGGAGCUGCCGCAGAUUACUGGCCGUCUCCUAAUUCCCUUGGCGGCGGCAGACGCUUUUGAUUUAAUUAACUGAAUUUGACACUUACAAAAGUCUUGCUAUAUGACGACGAUGAUGAUGAAGAAUUGAAUGAGAUCAAUCUAACACUAAAUCUUUAUACUUUUACUUCGUAUAUCGGUCCUUCUACAUGUACUCUAAUACUCCUUACGUCCUGGAAAGAUUCGUCAAAUUGACUUUUUUUAGUCAACGACAAUCAACUUUGACCAAUAUAUUUUUUAAUACGAAAUACUUUUGAAUAUAAAAACUAUAUCAAAAUGUUCCUUAUUCAAAAUAUUUUCAUAAAAGUAUAAAAUUUAGAAAUUAUGUACAAAUAUAAUCAUUAAAGUUAUUGUCCAAAGUUUAUCAUCGUUGACCAAGAAAAGUCAAUUCGACAACCUUUCCAAGACGGAGUUGGGUAAUAGUAAAUUUGUCUUAAAUAUUUCCUUCAAUUCUUCAACAAUUAUCUAAACCAUUCUAUCUAGUCAUCUCCCUAUUUGUGUCAUUAUCCAAACGUUCAAGCA